AUGUCAAAUUCAUCUCCACGUUACGAUGAUGACAACAUCAAUGAGGAUGCUUUUGAUGAUGAUACUGAUGCUCAACUAAAUCAUUCCUCGUCCGAUAUUAAACUUCGACGAACAAAUGCAGAUUCAUCAAACUAUCCAAUCAUUCAUCGAGCCUUAUCAACAGUCUCUGCUAAUCAGACGCUUGUGAGCAAUCAACGGAAUGCACUAGCGAGAAAUUUUCGUCGUAUAUCAGUGAACGAUGAAAUUGUGACAAUCGAUCAUACAGAUGCUGAUGCAUCAUUUCUACUACCAAAUCUCUACGAGCUGCCAGAUGAAAUUCGUACACGAGUGAUGGACAGUCUUGUUGACACACCAACAAUGACAACAUUAGAAGAAUCAAAACGUCUGAAUUGGUGGGUCAACAAAAAACUACCGUGCCCAAAAUUAUAUCCUCUGCUCACAAGCGGCGAUGGUAAUUGCCUACUGCAUGCGACAUCGUUAGCUAUGUGGGGUUUUCAUGAUCAUUCCCUAUCAAUGCGCAAAGCAUUAAAUGAAACAAUGAUAACAUCAAAACCAAAUAAUUCCCUUUAUCGACGUUGGCGUUGGACUCAAUAUGUACAAAAUAAAAAAUAUGGUCUUGUUUUUUCUGAACAAGAAUGGAAUGAAGAAUGGAAAGGACUGUUGAGAUUGUCGUCUGCGGAACCACGCGUCUCGCAAACCAGUACAAAAGAAAAUUCUUCCUCGUCUGUGAAUUCUUCUGCUGAUGAAACAAAUCGUUGUAAAACAGUACCUGUGACUAAUACGGGCGGUUCAACAAAAUCCUCAUCACAAUCAACUCGGCAGUAUUACGAAAGUUUAGAAGAAUUUCACGUUUACGUCCUAGCUAAUAAUAUUCGUCGACCCAUUGUUGUUUACUCAGAUACAAUUUUGCGAACAAAUGAUGGUGAAGCAAUUUCUCCUAUUGAAUUCGGAGGAAUUUAUCUACCAUUAGAAAUUCCACCUGAAAAAUGUCAUAAGCAACCAGUUUUUCUAGCGUUUGAUGCGGCGCAUUUUUCAGCUCUUGUACCUAUGGAACAAAAUAAUAAACCAACAGGAAAAGAGACUUAUAGAAUUCCGUUAAUCGAUAUUGAUGCAAUCGAUCUUCUCCCAAUUCAUUAUUUUGUUGAUCCUGGUCCUGAUUUUGCGUGGCCAGUCAAUGAAGAACUUUCCGAUGACACGAUUCAUCUUUACACUCAUUAUGGCGGAAGUCGAAUGGAAACAUUGGAGAAAUAUUUGAACCUGUCGAAAGAAAUGUGUCUUCUUAGCGCUUUAGUGUCUCCAUCCAAUGAACCUGCGAAUACUACCGAUGAAUUGUCUACGGCUACAAUUGAGAAUCAUCAAUCACCGUCAAUAGUUAGCAAUCCAGAUGUCUCCAUAUCAACCAAUGAAACCAAUUCAACAACAACCCCUGUGAUCAAUAAAAAAGCUUCCCGACCAUCGUUUAAUUCGUUUUCGAAAAUCAUUCGUCGAACAUUUAUCGACCCGUUUUCGUCCAGCAAACGAGCUUCGUUAAAACAACACCGACAGCACACAAACACUGACACAUCGGACACAUCAGCGAUCGCAGAAAAUGAUCACAUUCGUCGAGCAUCGUCACCGCUACUCGAUCGUCGAACAAACUACUUAACAAUUAUUGUAACGAAUUUUCAGCCGAAACGUCCAAAAACGAGUGAUAAUAUGAUAAAAAAUUAUAUCGAUACAUGUUUGAACGAAUACCGGCCUGAAAAAGUGUCCAAGCAGUCGAAUGAAAGAUCUUCUGCGCAUGAGAAUGACAUAAACAAAGCGAAAGAUAUUCAUUCAGAUCGAAAUAAAGAAAUCUAUUCUUAUUCAUCGUCAUCUUCUUCAACGUCUCAUCAACAGCCGUCAGCCUAUCAACGGUAUCAUUCAUCAGUGAACAAUACUAAUCGCAACACAGUGGAGAAUUCAGUACGACAUUUGCCAUUGACACCAGUUAGUUCCACAAAUAAAACGAAUCCAGGAACAAAGCGUGUGCAAAAGAACUGUGAUAUGGACGACAAUGACGAUCUUUUGCCAAUAGAAAACGGGCAAUUUUCAUCAAAUAUCAAUUAUGUUCAACAAACACAAAAGAAAACCAAUCAGUUAGCACAAACUAACAGUCUUGAAAUGAGCCGAAGUCGUCCUGAAUCAUCUGUGUAUGUCAAUGGGGUGUCAUCAAAUCGAGUGAUAAAACUAACUAAUCACGAAGAACGUACAAAGAACUCCCACGUAGAAACUAUCCUCCCAUCAGUAUUUCAACCAGAUCGUCUUAAACGUGAAUCGCCUCUUGGCUAUGAUAAAAGUGCUGUAACUCAACGUACACCUGAUUCGACUACAAAUACUCGUGGAUCAAUUAAAGCUCCCAAUAAUCAGCAGUCAAAACGUAUACAGAAUCUUAGCCAAACCAAACGUCUUUAA
Messenger RNA from Adineta ricciae, 2433 nucleotides. The record is from the annotation of a GenBank genome assembly. Lineage: Eukaryota; Metazoa; Rotifera; Eurotatoria; Adinetida; Adinetidae.